CUCUCACAUUUGCCGCCAUCAACAGAAGGAUCGACGGCUGUCAAUCUCCGACGAACUUCGACGGCCAGAUUUCCGGCGUCUACGGUCACGAAGAUUGGAAGGUGAAUUGUGGAUGUGGAUAGGCGGUCGGAUAUUUUUUAGUUAAGAGUGUUGGCUACCGUUUUGGAGUAUGGCUUUGUCGGUUUCCAGGAGGCUGCUACGUUCAUUUGGUUCUGUUUUGGCAUCAGGCAGCUGCGAUUCUCCGAGUAUAUUGUAUCCAUCUUUACGUGCUUCUCAUGGGGUUAUCUCUUCCUAUGAGGAUUCUUCGGCUGUUAUAAAGGGUGUGUCAUCAUCUUUUGCUUAUCGAAGGCUUUCAACUCUGACCCCUGAAUCAAGUGGAGGUGCAUUUCCCUCUGAUCUAUUGUCCCAAAAGCCUGUGGUAGCAUCAGAACAUAAAAUAGGGAAUUAUCAAGACCUUGUGAUUCCAGUGACAAAUUUUCACAAUGAAGACAAAGGCUUGAUGGUUUUGCCUGGUGAUGUUUUUGAUGUUCCUAUCAGAAAGGAUAUUGUUCAUCGGGUUGUACUAUGGCAGCUAGCAAAAAGGCAACAGGGAACACAUUCAACAAAAACCAUCAGUGAGGUUAGUGGGACCGGUAGAAAGCCAUGGAAUCAGAAGGGUACUGGUCGAGCGAGGCAUGGAACUUUGCGUGGUCCUCAGUUCCGUGGAGGUGCGACAAUGCAUGGUCCUAAGCCACGAAGUCAUGCUAUUAAGCUGAAUAAGAAGGUUCGGCGUCUUGGGCUAAAAGUUGCUCUGACAGCUCGAGCAGCAGAGGGAAAGCUUCUUGUUUUCGAGGAUUUGGAAGUCCCAACACAUAAAACCAAGAAUAUUGUGAACUAUGUCAAGCAAAUGGAGAACGCCAAGAAAGUUCUAGUAGUGGAUGGUGGCCCCAUAAGUGAUAACCUCAAGCUGGCAACUCAAAACAUACAUUAUGUGAAUGUGCUGCCAUCAAUUGGUUUGAACGUCUACAGCAUCCUGCAGCAUGACACACUGGUGAUGUCUCGCGAUGCUGUAAACAAAAUUGUUGAACGGAUGCAUACUCCAAUUAACCGUUGAAUGCCUGCAUUGUCUGUUCAUUUCCGUUAGUUUUAACUUAGGUUAGAAGCUCCUUUUGUUUUUGUGGAAGAUCAAACGAAUUGCAGAAGAAUAAUGUAUGUUGUUUUGUUGCAGUAUGCAAAAUGCAUGUAUUGGAUAUUUGGAAUAUUUUGUAUCAAGUUACAAUCUGUUAGAUAUUUUGUGGUUGAUCGUCAUUACAACAUUCACUACGUAAUUGAAUGUUUAUGUCGUUUUCAUAA
Molecule: messenger RNA, 1332 nt
Organism: Fragaria vesca subsp. vesca
Lineage: Eukaryota; Viridiplantae; Streptophyta; Magnoliopsida; Rosales; Rosaceae
Product: 50S ribosomal protein L4-like
Exons: 9
Coding region: 170-1093 (307 amino acids)
Biological process (GO): translation
Cellular component (GO): ribosome
Molecular function (GO): structural constituent of ribosome
Source: RefSeq, a predicted model, not a curated record